AUGUGGCUGUUUGGGCGAAGACGCAGAAAGGCCGCUAAGUUCAAAGACGGACCCACUGAGGUUACAGACAGGAAGCGGCCUGUCGCAGAGCAAACCAACACGAUUCAGACCAGCAAUGGACCGCGACGAGGGCCCAGCCAGCGCCAGCGCCGCAGAAGGGGUAGUUCACGCUCCACUACCGCCUCGAUGCGCGACGUUGAAAAGUCGCUUCCCGAGCCCGCCUUUGCGAAAGAGUGGCCCCCGUCGAGCGCCGAAGACAUCACCGCCCUGCCCAACCAGCACCGCCUUGCUCACAGCCCGCACCUGCGCCCAAUAACGCAGGAACACGCCGGCAUCCCCUACAACUUCCACUCCUCGCACUCCCACCAAAGCCUGCCGCCCUCUGCAAAGGACCGUGGCAAGCUCCAGCGACCCCAGUCCAUGCGCAGGGAUCCGCCUACUGACUCUUCCCUGGUCCGCCGCAAGUCGAGCAAGAGGCGAAAAGAACAUGAUCACGUCCGCGAGGAGGAGAUCCGCGCCAUGUCAUUCCCCAUGCCUCAGAAACGUCCCGCUGCCAACUCUGGAGGCAUGCUCCGCCGCGACAGCAAGAAGGUCAAGGGCGCCCUGAACCACCGCUUCGAGCGUCCCACGUCCAACGUAUCGCUUCCCCUCGAAAACUCCAUCCAUUCAUCCAUGUCGGGCAAUUCAGAGAACCGUGCCUUCCGCGUGAGUGCACUCGACAUGUUCUCACCACGGCCAACCAUCCGCGUCUCCGUCGGCUCCAACCACUACGGCAGUGACCGCAUGUCACCAAACACCUACAGCGAAAAGUCCACACGUCGACCCAUCAGCAGCAGUGCAGACGAGAAGGCGAGCAGGAGGACGAGCCGCAUCGAUGACCUCGCCGACGAACUCGAUGCCGGUGCCCUACGCGAUAUUCUAGAACGAGACAAGAGACGGAGAGAAAAGAAGGCCAAGGCUGACCAGGAGCGGUUACGGAGAAGAUUAGAACGUCGUGCAGAGAAACAGAAUGCCAUUGAAGCAAGAGGAACGCCUGCCACUCCCCGCAAGGAGGGUACAGGCAUGGUUGGUCUUGGUAUUGAGCGAGAGGCGCCUGCUCCCAUGGAAGACGUCCGCCCAUCUACACCACCUCAGCCGCAGCGGCUGAACAUGCCUGUCACGCCUCGUACUAAUGACAACACCCAGCUGCCGACACCGCUGGAAAGCCCUACUGAAGAGCCUGUAGUAUCUAAUGCUCGGGAAAUUCGUUACUCAAAAGGCAGUGCUUCCGCACACGUACACACCCGCGGCCCAUCCAACGCCUCGAUUCUACCCGAGCUCAUCUCGGAGAAGCUCGCGAACGAUAUGCCUGUAGACUCUAUUGAGCAUGGACCCGAUCCCACUCGAAGCGGCUCGCUGCAUCCCAUUGACACCACCGAUACCUUUGCCACUUCAAAGCCGGGCUCUUCUACACGCCGGCGUAGCUCAGAGGGCAGACGCAUGGGUGUAUUUGCAUCACUAUUCCGACGAGGGAAGCGCAACUCGCAAGAACAAGCACGACCCACGCCAUCCGAGAUCUCCUUUUCCAACACUUCGCGCGAGUCCAUGUCUCGCCAACCUCUCCCAGCUCAUUUGGUUAGAACUGCACCUCCUACUCAACCUAUUCAAAUUCGGAGACCUUCCAGCGUACCCCGACGGACAAUGUCCAAAUUCAGAGAGGAUCUCCCAGAAUUUCCUCUAUCACCCCCAGAUUCACGCGUGCAGUCACCAGAAGUCCCCUCGACGAGCAUCAUUGCUGCCCGCCGAAGAAGCCAACAUCUUUCAGACCUUCAGGUUGGGUCGCUUCCCGGAGAUCGAUCUGAUUCUCCUGUCAGUCCGGGUGCACCCAUCAACGUCAUGUCACAAUCGCUCGCCUCAGUCGACUCCGAGGGAUCUUGGCUCUCUGGCCGACCACCAAAGCGAUCGUCAAACAGAUCGCAGAUGCGCUCCAGUCUGACGUCUUCUGCCCCGCUACGGAACGACGAUUUCAAUGCGUCCUACGAGGAGUUGGGCAUGGCCGAUGAUGAAUACUUCAAGAGAUUGACCCCGCUGCCAGACCACAGAGGCCGAUCCCCUUAUGCAAGCGACGAUCGGGGACGCAAGGCUAGCAGCACGCUUAUGACGCUAGAUGCUGCGGCUGAGUCCGACGAGGAGGUUGCGCCUCCAUCCGAAGACCUGCCACCUGCUCAAGAAGGAGAAUUCGUCCAGAACAGUGUCGGUCGUCAGCCUACCAUUAUCCACCGCCGGCCCCGCGUCAAGUCUACUGAAGGUCUCCUCAGCAUGUUUCUAGACGACACGGAGGAUACAUCAUCCAAAGUUGCCGAUGUUGGGCAAGAGUCACCAGACUCGGGUUCACCAACUUCGCCAACGUCGGAGGAACCAGUGCUGGUACAGCGCGCUAAGAGCGUCGAUCUCGGUAAAGGCCAUGGUCACGUUCGUCACCUCAGCGCUGGUUCCGCAAGACUUCUAGAUAUCCAGAAGCGAUCGGGUACACCAGUACACGGCCGGUCGCCCAGGAUGUCUGAGCAGGAUGUACAUGACAGCCAAGUUUGCCCCGUUGUUGUCUUCGUUGGCCGUAUCCGGUAUUGGAGGCUGUACACAGGAGGCAUGUUGCCGUCGCCUUGCCUAACGAAGAAGGCAGACCCUGGUGGGGCAAAUCGGGCGGUCGGGCAAGCACGUCAUCUAUCAUGGCAGCCCCUCUGCGGCGCAAGUAAACCCUACUCCGUCGACCAUCCCAAAUACACACAAAUCCUUGAUAUUGUAAGUAACGCCUUCCCUAUCUCCGCUCACAUUUCCCGGCAUCUCUACGAGUCUUCGAUUUGCGCAGGGACUCGAACGGCUUUGCCGAAAAAUAAGCGCAUCAGAAUUGUUAUCGGCAACGGCGGCCAGUUCAGUCCAUCAGCCGAGUUCUUUGAAAUCGCCCUUCCCCUGCUGUCUAACCACGCUUCUACAUAUACUAUGUUCGCGCCGUCGUCUUUCAGAGCUACCAGAACACUGCUCACAUCUGCGCGCCUGCAAACAGCUAUCAACCCCACAUCCACCGCAAACCUCUACCGACCACUCUUCACCCAGAAGUUCUUUCACAACACCGCCAAAAUGAGCGAAGACCACAAGGGCGUACACAACCUCAAGAACAAGGAGCAGUUCGAGGAGGUCAUGGCAGUCAAGGACAGCCUCAUGGUCGUCGACUGCUUCGCGACAUGGUGCGGCCCUUGUAAAGUGAUCGCUCCCCAGGUCGUCAAGUUCUCUGAGAAGUACCCCAACGCGCGCUUCUACAAGCUCGAUGUCGACGAAGCCUCCGACGUUGCAGGUGACCUCGGUAUCCGCGCCAUGCCUACCUUCAUCCUUUUCAAGAACGGAACCAAGGUCGCCGAGGUCGUUGGCGCCAACCCCAAGGCUCUCGAGACCGCUAUCCAGAACAACAUCGAUGCAUAG
This is a messenger RNA of Alternaria postmessia, 3453 nucleotides long. RefSeq lists its product as uncharacterized. The coding region runs from base 1 to 3453 and encodes 1150 amino acids. The transcript has 5 exons. The record is from RefSeq and is a predicted model, not a curated record. Lineage: Eukaryota; Fungi; Ascomycota; Dothideomycetes; Pleosporales; Pleosporaceae.